Molecule: messenger RNA, 1704 nt
Organism: Amphibalanus amphitrite
Lineage: Eukaryota; Metazoa; Arthropoda; Thecostraca; Balanomorpha; Balanidae
Product: glycine-rich cell wall structural protein 2-like
Exons: 3
Coding region: 880-1422 (180 amino acids)
Source: RefSeq, a predicted model, not a curated record
CGCGUGUAAGUUCCUUCGCUAACUUAGCGAACAAACUAUUUACCCGCAGAUGGAAGUCUCCGGGCAAAGUUACCCGCCGACUUAAACGCGAGAUAAACGCCAACUUACCCGCAAACCACUUACACGCGACUUACCCGCGUGUGGAAGUCUCCAGCCAUAGAAAUUGAUGAAAGUAUUGCAGCAGAAAGACCAUGCAUUGCGACUGCGAGGAAAGUUGAGCUCUCACUCAAGCUCAUGGAUUUUCGAUAACCGACUCUUAUCCCCCAUGAAGGCUUACGAAGCACAAAUACUAAAACUGAAAACAGAUGCAUAUUCCAGCCUACACAAUCUAAGCGCAAGCUUUCACUGAUGCCCUGAGCAGUGACGGGACUGUAUCGACCGUCUGCCGACGGCUCAUAAUGCGGGCCCCGGUCCGCCGUUCUGCCGAUCGCUCACAGUGCGGGCCCGGUCCGACCGUCUGCCGACGGCUCACAGUGCGGGCCCCAUUCCGACGUUCUGCCGACCACCGCUCACAGUGCGGCCCCGGUCCGACGUUCUGCCGACCGCCGCUCACAGUGCGGCCCCGGUCCGACGUUCUGCCGACCGCCGCUCACAGUGCGGCCCCGGUCCGACGUUCUGCCGACCGCCGCUCACAGUGCGGCCCCGGUCCGACGUUCUGCCGAUCGCUCACAGUGCGGCCCCGGUCCGACGUUCCGAGCCGGUCCGUGAUGAUAGCGGGCGUAGCCGGCGGUGUGCAACGCUCUCCGGCCGGCCGAGCACGAGCGGCCACAUUCACUGCCGGACGGGUAUUGCCGAACACUGUUACCCGCCCGGUCAGUCGGUCCUUCGUAUAUAUAAGCCAAAGGUCGUCUGCAACUGGGCGUCAAUCCGAGCGGCAACAUGAAGACGAUCACGCUGACCCUGUGCGUCCUUCUCAUGGCUGUCCACUCCAGUGUGGGCACCUUCGGAGGCGGCGGCGGUGGCAAGAAGGGUGGCGGCGGCCAGAAGAGUCGCUACAGGGUCAUCAGCUCGUACGGCACCUACGGCCACGGCGGGGGAGGCUACGCCAAGGGCUACGGCUACGGCCAGGGCGGCGGCGGCGGCGGCUACGGCCAGAGCCACGGCGGCUACGGCGGCCAGAAGGGCUACGGCGUUCAGAAGGGCUACCACACGGUCAUCAUUGAAGAGAUCGAAGGCGGACGCGGCGGUGGCAAGGGAGGAAAGGGAGGAAAGGGAGGAAAGGGCGGCGGCUUCGGUGAGGGUUACGAAUUCAUCGGCGUGCUGCGCCCCAAGGCUCACUACGGCAGCCAGAUCGGCGGCGGAUACGGACACGGUGGUGGAUUCAGCGGUGGAUACGGCGGCGGCUUCGGCCAGGGAUUCCGUGGUGGAUACGGCCGUGGAUUCAGUGGUGGAUACGGCCAGAGAUUCGGCGGUGGAUACUAGAUCUACCACUGGUUCGUUUCCUUGUCGAUUGGGAGCAAAUUAUAACGGGAAGUUUUGUUGUGCAUACGAUGGGUGCGUGCCACACUGCUAUUAAGCACUGCCAUCAGUACGGAAGUGUUUUGUGUUCUUUGUUGUGUGUGAAUCGCCUAGUCAGCGCCGGCUCGUUUUGUUGUUGGAUGAAGUUGUAACAGAGCAUACUUGUUGAUUGGUGUUAUGCAUGAUCAACAAAAGUUUUGUUGAACUGCCGAUGCGUGAUGUUUUAACAAUAAAACACAAAAUAUA